UGAACUCUACAGCUGACAGUGUAAACAGUCAACUAGCGAAUAUUCUGUUGUCAUUUCAUCUGGGAAAGUCAUAGAAGACAAUUUACAGGAGCUUUUGACUUACCGUGACAUCAGUCCUUGUCUUACCAUAAAGUUUUAAGUUCAUAAUUCUAGAAAUUGCUGUCGGGAACUUCUCCGCUCAAACCGAUCGACCACCUUCGAUCUCUGAUCUGAGUAAAUAGAAAGAUGGCGACUCAGCAAGGUGUCACAGAAAUGUGAUCAGCUGUAAGCAAGUGCUGAACCACCAAAGCAAGACAGCAGUCCUACCAGACAGUAAGAAAACUGAAGAAAUAUCCAGACACAGCUGUGUCCUGACUGUCACAAAAAGGCUUUCUGAUUACCCUGUAUCCUGCAACCCAGGCUGAAGACCAUAGACAUACUCCUAUAAGGUCUGCGAGAAAAUUAAUAAUUUGGCUAAAAUUUUGUGUUCUUAUUGGAUUUCCAAUAGCAAAAAAAUUCUUUAGAUUACAUAAUAGAGAUUAAUAUUGACCUUUUUAAAGACCAUCUUCAAUGUGCGAAGUGCAUAUUUUUAGGUUCUAAUCUUAAAUGCUCACCAAAAUGAAACCAUUCAUAAAAGUGUGUCUGUGCUUCAUGAGUCUUUAUGUCGCAAAACAUGUGAUUUUUAACCAAUCGUUGAACAAAUACGAUGAUGAUUUAAACACUAUCAACCAUUUCUCUAAGAACUUUGAGUUACUUUUUCUAUUUUUUCUAUGUUACUCAAGGUUGUUUCUAUGUUGGUUUCUAUGCAAGGUUGGUCAGUUUUAUGUACAGUGGGGCCCCGUGAGGUUAUCUGUUUAUUUGAUCUUCCUGUGCUUGUUUUCUUACGUGUUUGUUGUUAUAAUUCUUGAUGCCACUGUUCUGGGAAUUUGGAAUGUUUUCAAGUCAGAAAUUGUUCGUCGUUUCGAAGACAACAUCAUUUACUUAGAUGGUUUUCAACUCCGACCCACAAUUUACAGGCCGACAAACAUUGAUACUUCGAUCUUCUACUCGUAUUAUUACAAAGGAGAAGAUGUUCUGUUGACCUGUCUUGGUACUGUCACUGGAAGUUCAAAAAGUCUGGAAAAAGAUAUUAAUGUGAUUUGGCUUAGAAAUGGAAAACCACUUACUUCGUCAACUCGCUUUCACCUAACUCUGAAUGUCACAGAAUCAACAAAAAAUGACGAUUUUGCGCAAUCAGCAUCAAAGCAUACACAGAGAAAAUAUACUGUGUUAGCAACACUUACAUUAUACUUCCUGGACUCCGAUGGAUUUGGAAACUACACAUGCAAUAUUGUACAAAGGAUACAAGUGUCAGCUCUUAAAAAAGUAACGCAUAACACAUCAGGAGAAAUGUAUGUUGGUAUUCUUAACUCUACUGAAGAAAGAAAAGAAGUUGCUUGCGAAAUAUUGAGCUAUCAUAAAACAAAAAAAAGCUUUGAAGACAAGCCUUUUUUUGUGAAAGAGAAGUACGCAACGGCAAAGUUCGCGAUUGUUGAAAUUCCUCGUAGACAAAUAACCAUAACUGCGCAGCCAGGAGCUUUUCUUAUAUACAGAGCCCAGUACAGAUAUCGGAGUGAAAGCUAUGAAGACGUUUCUACAGAGUAUUUCAUAAACGGAGAAUCAGCUGAAGGGGGAGUAUGCAGAGGACCCUUUAAAGGAUGCUCUAAGCUUUUGCUGCUGUACUUGUAUUUAAAUUUCGAAUUCUUCUCGCUGGGUCCGUUUAGUCAAAAUAACGAUAGAGAAAGUUAUUCAGAAAAAGUGAAAUCUUCUGAGUAUCGCCAAUGUGUAUGUACCAAGACUUAUGGACGUCACACUACUCACUAUGUACGUCACUUUUACAACGUCCAUAAAGGCAAAUACGAACUUCUGGAGGCUAAACAUCCCGACGAAUUGAUUGUGCUUCCUCGUGAGCAGAACAUGUUAAACUUCUUUCAACAGAACAUAACUUUUAAUGAAACUUUUGAGUCUCUUCCUCCAGAGGUAAUGCAUUUCGUAAAAAUGGCAGCAAAAGGAGAAGAAAAUGUGUUUGAUUUAUGCGAAAGCUUUCUUAUUGGAACAAUGGUGGGUUUAUUUGUCUCCGUGCUAUGGAUCCUCUGUCUGCUUAUUCAAUGGAUAGGAAAAUAUGCUGGAAGAUGCAUUCUUAACCAGCCACUUCCAUGUCUAAGGCACAGAGAGGUCGAUAGAACAGACGACACCGGCGAUGCACGUUAUAAUUUUGAUAUCUUGAUAUCUCACUCAGAAUGGGAUACAGAAAUAGUUGUCGGUCGAAUUCUACCCGUGUUACGUGCUCGUGGACAAAGAACGUGUUCAUCGGAGCUGGACAUCCCACCCAAUUUGCCAGUAACAUUAGCUCUGUCCACAGCCGUCGAACACAGCGCUCGUUACAUUAUUAUCUGGUCCAAAGAAUAUUCGAAAGACAAGUUGAAGCAAAAUCUGGAGGUAGGUAUGAUUAGCAGCGUCGCAAUUGAUAGGAAUAUGCCACCUCAGACGGCUUUACUUGUAAUCAAGAAUGACCACUCUCAGCUUCCUUCUUGGUUGACACCGUUUGAAGUCCAUGACUGGACAACAACGACUUUAUCUAGAGAUGACCAGCUGCGCAGACUGUCCAGAUGGGUGCAGAAGGGCAACAAACAAAACGCAAAAGGGCAAUUCCUCGAUAUUUGCAGCAUUUCUUUGCCUUUUAUUAUCCUCUUUCUUUUUGUUAUAUUUUUCCUUGCCAUCUGGCAUACCGUUUGACGUAUCUUUUGAAGAUACAGUAUAUCGAUUGGGUCUGGUGGUUUAUUUUUCAAAUUAAAACUAUCAUUUGUAAAUAAAGCAUAUUCAUUACUUAUAGUUACAGUUUCACUCAAAGAUCUUUUUGCAUUUAUAAAACGACUCUUCUCUUCAUAUGUAAUGAAUUUGAUUUAAUAUUGUACAUUUUUAUUAUGAAUAUUUCUUAUGCAAGAAUUAUAUGCUUCGUUAUUCACGAUGAUGACAAUGACAACGAUAAUGAGCUAUUCUUACACUCAAGACUAUGUACACUCGUUUCAAUGAAAGCGAGAAACACUUCCUCAAACUAUUCCAUAAAUAAGAAUCAUCUGAAAAAGGGGCGUGCGAAGGAUUUUUCAAAGGGUGCUCAACGUUUUUGCUAUUGUGCUUUUAUUUUACUUAUAGAACUUUUCCUUCAUUUUAGUUCUUUCGAUGUUACUUUGGCCUCUUGAAAAACUGAAAAAUUACCUUCAUUAUCACUGUAUCACUGUGUGUGUGAGUGUGUGUGUGUGUGUGUGCAUCGAUACUUACGGACGUCACAACCUUCACUAUCUAUGUCUUACUUACUAUGCCGGAAAAUGUGUAACAAUGAACGUUUUGUACCUCGAUGAAUGUAUCGUGCUGCCUCGAGAGCAGGAUUCAUUAAACUUAUUAAUCUUAUAAACAGUAUCAAUUUCAGCUUUGUUGACAAAUAUUUACCGUAGAGAUCGUUACAUUAUCAUCUUGCCCUUGGAAUAUUUCAAUUACAUGAUUGGAGACAACGUUAGUUGUUCCAAAAUACUUCCUGGGUCGUCUUGGUUCAUUGUUAAGCUUUAUGACCAAUCUACUUCCUUGCACUACAGCAUCUGACUGGACGACUUCUUUUCACAGAUGUCAUCAAUGACUCCGAUUUCCAGAUAAACAAGAUACGUAAUGUGGUUAUCUCUUUAUUACAAAAUGCUUAUUCCUUUAUUGUCUUAUUCUGAAGGGCGCGAGUUUUUUUCCCAUAUUAAAAUUCUUUGAAUCACCAUCCCUUUUAGUGCCUUGUUAAUGAUGUACAUUUCAUUUUUGUCAAAUAUUUAUAAUGCACUCUUGUGCAAGAACAUUGCACUCAUUAUGUAAGAUGACAAUUUAGUUGUGAAAGUGGUAAUCAAUCCACAAUUUCUGGACGUUGUCAUCUUCAUAGCUGUCAUCCUAGUUAAAAUUAUGUAUCAACAGUAGCAUUACUAUCAUUUGUAACGAUGUUUGAGCUGUACACUGUAUGACCAUGUCACUCCCUGUCAAAACAUGUUGUGUUCUCUAAUCCGUUGGCAUCAUUUUGAAAUAUCUCUUGGCAUAAAUUCUUAAAAUGUUUUUGAAAUCUUUUUAUGUAUUGAAAUUCAUACAUAAAAUACAACAAACUUAUUUUCUUUAAA
This is a messenger RNA of Pomacea canaliculata, 4160 nucleotides long. RefSeq lists its product as uncharacterized. The coding region runs from base 586 to 2754 and encodes 722 amino acids. The transcript is spliced from 2 exons. The record is from RefSeq and is a predicted model, not a curated record. Gene Ontology annotation, biological process: signal transduction. NCBI's taxonomy places the organism in Eukaryota, Metazoa, Mollusca, Gastropoda, Architaenioglossa, Ampullariidae.